AUGCCGACUGCAACCGUCUGGAGCGCCUUGAUAGUGUGUUCCACUUUCCUCCUACCCUCAACUAUUUCCAUAUUUCCAGGAAACGACCCGAAUCAACUGUAUUCGGGCCAAGCGAACGCGUUCACCGGCAUCCCCUAUUGCCAACCGCCCGUCGGGAACCUCCGUCUUCAACCACCACAACCUCUGACUCAAUUCAACACGACACUCCACGACGCCACAUAUUUCCGUCCGAAAUGCCCACAACUGAAUGCGAAUGGAGCGACGAACGAGGAUUGCCUGUAUCUCAAUGUUUACACACCGCAGGCCGGUAACACGAUGGCCAACCUCUCCGUGCUAGUCCUCAUCGACGGUUCCAAUGGAUUCGCCAACGGUGGAUGCGAUCAAAGCCAGGAAAAGGGGAUCAUCUCAAACCUAGUCCAACGUCAAAUCGUAGUAGUCACCCUGCAGUAUCGUAUCGGAGCCCUCGGCUUCUUUACCACCUACACCAACGCCGUCCAGUCUAACCUGGGAAUGUUGGAUCAGGUUCAAGCGAUGAGAUGGAUCAAGACUGAGAUCACAAAUUUCGGUGGGAAUCCGAAUUCGAUUACGGUAGCUGGACAGGAUGAUGGAGCGUGCGCCGUGUCUGCACACUGUUUGAGUCCGAUGAGUCAGAACCUCUUCAACCAAGCCAUCGUCCAAUCCGGCUCCGUCUACAGCUGCUACAACCCGACGCCCGCCGUUCCCACCAACCCGACCGUCCAAGUGACCACACCAAGACCAAUGUACGACCAACCAAACACGGGUUACGGUAACGCAAACUACGGCUACCAGCCACAGACCACCACACCAACUAGCUCAUAUAACUCUGCAAAUGCUCAGUAUGAUGAUCCAAGUCGACAACUCGCCGAGACCCUGUGCAAUAUCUCUGCGGAUCAGUGGAAUAACGGACAGACUCAGAACAUUCAAAAUUGUAUGAAAAACUAUACGGUGGAUUUCUUUGUUAACCAACAACCCGGGGGACCGAAUGCCACGUGGAUGAUCGUCAGGGACACCUCGUUCCUUCCUGGAUCUAUUGACAGUCUGACAUCUAAGCGUCCAAAUAUUCCAAUUAUAAUCGGCACAGUGCAGGAUGAAGACGCGGAUUAUGCGUUCAAGUUGAUUAACACCGGAAAAGGAAGUGAUCCGAAUAAUUUGGACAACUGGAUGUUCGAUUUUGCCAGGAAGAACAAGUUGAAUCAGACUCAAUCGAAUCAGGUCCAGAAUAUCAUUGCUAAUAACUAUCCGGGUCUGCAGAUGACGACUCAGGGAUCUCAAGCCAACCAAGUGAACAAUCAAUACCAAGGAACCGGACAGCAGGUUAACAAUCAGUACCAGACAAAUCCAAAUGGCCAGCAGGUCAAUAACCAGUACCAGUACGACCAAGGGAAUAGUGGACAGCAAACCAAUAAUCAGUAUCAAGGUGUUCAACCAGGAAGUCAGCAGUACUUUGGAGGCGUGGUGGCUGGGCAGCAGACAACAACUUAUCAGAAUCCAGGCAACUACCAGAACCCUGGUACCUAUCCGGCUACCCAGAAUCAGAACCAACAAUCCACCCAAAACCAAUACGGAGGUAUCAACCAGAACCAGUACAGUAACCAAAAUCAGCAAGCGGGGGGUCCCACUCGACAAUACGACCCAACCUACCAGAACCAGUACAGUAACCAGAACCAAUACCAGCAAGGAUCCACUCAGACCAACAACCAACAACAGUACGGAGGUCAAGGUAGCCAGACAUCCAAUCAAUAUCAGAAUAAUGGAAUGUACACCAAUGUCACCCAGUACUCGAAUGUCAACAAUAAUUAUGGUGUUGGUGGUGGACUGCAGAGGGAUCAGCAAACGGUCACGGGACUUCAGAUGACAGGGAAUGGAAAUGGAAUCACAGAUUUCUCGCAGUUGAGAACAAUUUCGCAGAUCGCGUCCGACCAAUCCACCUCUCUUACCACCACUCAAAUCCAAUCCUACAUGCAAAACGGCGCCAGACAUGUCAGAAUCUAUCAGUUCACGCAUGUCUCAGAAGUUGGAAGGAAUACUGUACCGGAUACCGGUGCCAACUGGAAACCGGUGUUCAAGGGACAAGACAUGUUCUUCAUCACCAUGUCCGAGACGAUCUGGACCAAUUCGAACUAUACGCCUCAGGAUAGACAAGUGGCGAACCAGAUGGGACAACGGUGGUCGGAUUUUGUGAAGACUGGACAAGUGGCUAAUUGGGAUACAACUAAUCAGCAGAAUUAUAAUUACUGUAAUUUGAAUACUCAAGCUACACAGCAGGCACAGUACGCUCCACAGGCGAGAAGGGUGUUCCAGGAUCAAGUGAACCCGAUUUGUCAGACGGCCCAAAACACGUACGCCAUGUCCAACAACCAGUCGCUACCGUACCCCUCCUCAAGUGGAUCCCAAAUCUCACGGACACCCGGAACAGCACAAGCCCAAUACACGAGUGGUGCCAAUGGGGCGUCCAAUUUUCAUAUCACAUUCCAAGUGAACAGUUUCCCGUUUAACGGUUAA
Molecule: messenger RNA, 2523 nt
Organism: Caenorhabditis remanei
Lineage: Eukaryota; Metazoa; Nematoda; Chromadorea; Rhabditida; Rhabditidae
Exons: 6
Coding region: 1-2523 (840 amino acids)
Source: RefSeq, a predicted model, not a curated record